Molecule: messenger RNA, 609 nt
Organism: Erpetoichthys calabaricus (reedfish)
Lineage: Eukaryota; Metazoa; Chordata; Cladistia; Polypteriformes; Polypteridae
Product: NHP2-like protein 1
Exons: 3
Coding region: 167-553 (128 amino acids)
Biological process (GO): mRNA splicing, via spliceosome; ribosome biogenesis; maturation of SSU-rRNA
Cellular component (GO): U4/U6 x U5 tri-snRNP complex; nucleolus; precatalytic spliceosome
Molecular function (GO): RNA binding
Source: RefSeq, a predicted model, not a curated record
CGCCUCCGCUGCGCGAGUUCGAGUUGCAUUGUGGGAGAAAGCGAAUAUUUCUGCCAGUUGAUAAAAUCAGCUUGGAUCUCUGUGCUUGUCCUCCGUGAAGCGCACGCCGAGGGGACCCUGCGUACUAGUCUGCUUUUUGAUACACACACGUUUUUCCGCAAUAGCCAUGGCUGAUGCAGAUGUGAAUCCCAAAGCCUACCCUCUGGCAGAUGCCACCCUGACAAAGACCAUCCUUGACUUGGUACAGCAAGCAGCAAACUAUAAACAGUUACGCAAAGGAGCCAAUGAAGCCACUAAAACCCUCAAUAGAGGAAUUGCAGAGUUCAUUGUGAUGGCGGCAGAUGCAGAACCCCUGGAGAUCAUCCUGCACCUCCCUUUACUCUGUGAAGACAAGAACGUCCCCUAUGUGUUUGUACGCUCCAAGCAGGCCCUGGGGCGAGCCUGUGGAGUAUCCCGUCCCGUGGUUGCCACAUCAGUGACUAUCAAAGAGGGCUCUCAGCUGAAGCCGCAGAUUCAGUCUGUCCAGAUGGCAAUCGAAAGGCUGCUGGUCUAACCGCUGCAGAAGUGCUGGUAGACAUGGGUGGAGGAUGAGGACUCCUUUUUCUUUUU